Messenger RNA from Aspergillus japonicus CBS 114.51, 477 nucleotides. RefSeq lists its product as uncharacterized. NCBI's taxonomy places the organism in Eukaryota, Fungi, Ascomycota, Eurotiomycetes, Eurotiales, Aspergillaceae. The transcript has a single exon. Bases 182 to 442 code for a protein of 86 amino acids. The record is from RefSeq and is a predicted model, not a curated record.
CGUGAAUUCAUGGUUGGAGUCGAGGAGGGGAGUAGAGGGAUAAGACAGAACGAGGUAAGUUAGCCUCCUUUCUUCUUCAUCAAGGAACCCUUAUGGCCCCCAAUGCGGAUGCGUUCCUGGUUCCAACCCGCAUGAAGUGAUUGUGCCUUUUCCCUCAAGGCAUAUCUCUCGGUGUUUCUGGAUGGAACAUGGCGCAUGUAGCAGCGUUUCUUCAAUGAAGGGGCCAUCCCUCUGGGUUACUGCUUCCACUGGUGUCCUCGCACCAGCGGUGACCGCCCUUAAUAUCAUAUCACUGGAAUCGUCGAUGAUAAUCCGUAUAGAUCUGAGGGAUGAGUCGCGCACCUGGACCUCAGCACAAGAAACUGCAAAAUCUAGAGAAUUUCUGACUUGCCGUAUCGUGGGCCAUAGAGUUUCUCCUCAAAAAGGACGGUUACCUCGGUAAGCGAUCAAUAUGCUGUCUGGAUACAGUCGCUGAUC